GCUUCUGACACCUUGCAGCUUGUAGCCUGCGGCGCGGCAUGAGGUUCGCGGGGUGGUACCUGAAGAUCGCCGCCGGCGGCGCGGCCAUAGGCGCCUGCAUGGAGCUGUUCAUGAUCCACACCGGCUUCUAUGAGCAGGUAACGAUGCUGGAGUCGGAAAAAAGAGCUUGGGAAAGCAGUCCAGAAGCACAAGCUAUGAGAGAAGCCUUGAAUCCAUGGCACAAGCGUGAUGAAAAGGGUGAUGAAAAAGAGAAAUGAUAGGCACAAGCUAUCAUCGGUCCUCCUUUCAAGUAAUUGCACUCCCAUCCUUCAGCUGUAUCGUAGUCCCUUGAACGAGGCAAUAUGGCAUGCAGCAUUUUUUGCAGUUGUCGAAACA
This is a messenger RNA of Lolium rigidum, 375 nucleotides long. RefSeq lists its product as uncharacterized. The coding region runs from base 39 to 257 and encodes 72 amino acids. NCBI's taxonomy places the organism in Eukaryota, Viridiplantae, Streptophyta, Magnoliopsida, Poales, Poaceae. The record is from RefSeq and is a predicted model, not a curated record. The transcript has 3 exons.